This is a messenger RNA of Punica granatum (pomegranate), 987 nucleotides long. The record is from RefSeq and is a predicted model, not a curated record. Lineage: Eukaryota; Viridiplantae; Streptophyta; Magnoliopsida; Myrtales; Lythraceae.
UGUUUACGUCUAUCUGAGCACCAUUGCAAGAACUUACGAAGGCACAAAGAUGAUGAGCUACUAUUGCGGCUGCCGCAAUCUUAAAAUGCUCAUGAGUGUUGGUUUCGUCCUCCUGUUCUUCUUCUUGGCUGGAUCACCAGCCACAGCGAAAGAGGGUGUGGAACAUGAGCAGGCGUUGUUCGAGCUAACGAGCCGAGAGGACAUGCUGCAGAUGGCUGGGUAUGGAGAGGAGAAGCUGUCGACUGUUCUCCUCACGGGUUCAGUUCUCUGCAAGGCGUGCCUUCACGGCGAGUCCCAGCUUCUUUCAUGGCCGUUGUCAGGCGCUGUAGUGGCCGUAAAUUGCCGUACCCAUGAGAAGGAUCUCAACUCGAACUCUACCCAAGGCAUCACCGAUGAAUAUGGAGACUUCAUGAUCGAUCUUCCUUCCCAUCUCCACGCCAUUCCCAAAUUGGAAAAGAAAUGUACGGUCAAGCUUCUUCGUGUACCCAAAAACUCACCCUGCCGACCCGCUUAUGUCAGAAAACAAAAGGGGCUGAGACUAUCAUCGUUCGGGAAUGGGAUCCGGACCUACGAUGCAGGCGAUAUGGAGCUAGACCACUCGAAGGGUAAGCCUACAGAAGCAUGCGUGAAGAGAGAACACGGCAACACAUAUUUGAACUAUUAAGAGGGCUAGACAAGAGUCGGAUGUACGAGUCGGGGAUUGGGAAAAUAUAUACGAUACAGCUCCAUCAGAUGGCGCCUCAGUCACAGUAUUGAGCUAAUUAAAGGGUGUUUUUAGUUCCUAAACCCCCGUUUUGUCUGUUAUUAUGUAAAAUAUAUACACGGUUAGUACCUUUUGCGGACCUUCUGCAUAUUGAUCUGCAGAUGAGGUCGUUAAUAUGAUUAGAACUGGACAACCAGCAUGUGUGUGUGUUGAUUAUGUUUUUGUUGUAUAUUCAUAACCGAAUAAAGGAAUGCAAUAUCAAGGUUUGUGGCCUUUGAUUUUAA